UCUGGGAGUUUGAGGGAGUUUGAAGACAGUACUUAACGUUAUCAGAUAAUUAAUUAGACACCCCAUAAGCCCGGAAAUCAAUUAAUUCACAAAUCAAUAAAUCCAUAGUCUGGUGUAACAAGAGAGCUUCCAGACUUUUAGCCCGGCUGUUAAGCAACAAUAACAAGAAGAGCAACAACACGCAGGGGCCACACAUUUAUUUGUAACGGAUUGAUGAUGGAUGGGGGUCUAGGGGAGAUGUCCCUCCACUCGGAUCUGGGUCAGGACGGCAGGGCCAUGCUCCACUCGCGGGACCUCUCGGCUGCUUUCCCCCGGCCCUCCCUCGGGGGCCCCUCCAUGUCUCUGGAGCCCGAGCCCCGUCCCCCAGGCUUCGAUCACUCCAUGUCGGCUCUGGGAUACAGCGGCGACUCCCCGUCCAGCUCCGGCAGCACCUACACCACGCUGACCCCCCUGCAGCCCUUCGACGACAAGUUCCACCACCAUCACCACCACCACCACCCCUGCCUGCCGGUGAGCAACGUCAUCGGGAGCUUCACCCUCAUGCGUGAGGAUCGGGGCCUCGGCACCAACUUCUACAACCCCUAUGGCAAAGAUCUGGCCAUGUCCCAGACCCUGUCCCAGACCCUGUCCCCCCCCACCACGGGAUCAGGUUUGGGCUCCUCCAUGCACGGGUACGGAAGUUUAGGCAACAGCCCCAAUGGAAACGGCGGGCAGAUGCUCCACGCCGGGUACGACGUCCACGGGGGAAGCCUCUUCUGCCGGACGUCAGAUUUCGGGCGUGAGAUGUCGCCGCCGGGCCUUGGCGGAGGCGACGUGUCGGUGGGGCAUCAGCUGAACAAGAUGGAGGCUCACCAGCACGCCCAGAGCCACCACCCGCACAUCUACAGCCAGCACUACCAGCCCCACCACCACCCGAGCCAGCAGCAGGCCUCCAAGAUGGGCGAACACCUUCUCUCCACGUCCUCGGCCCUGUCCUCGCCCAACGAGAGCAUGAUGGGGGGUUCGCAGGGUGGAGGAGGCGGAGAGGAGAUCAACACCCGGGACGUGGCUCAGAGGAUCAUCACCGAGCUGAAGAGGUACAGCAUCCCCCAGGCCAUCUUCGCCGAGAGGGUCCUGUGUCGGUCACAGGGCACGCUGUCCGACCUCCUGAGGAACCCCAAGCCCUGGGGCAAGCUGAAGUCCGGCCGCGAGACCUUUAAGAGGAUGUCCCGCUGGCUGCAGGAGCCCGAGUUUCAAAGGAUGGCUUCACUUCGGCUGGAGGCCUGCAAGAGGAAGGAGCAGGAACAGAGCAAGCUGGAGCGAAACCAGGGCCCGAAACGCACCAGACUGGUUUUCACGGACCUGCAGCGGCGCACCCUGUUGGCCAUCUUCAGGGAGAACCACCGGCCCACCAAAGAGCUGCAGAUCACCAUCUCCCAGCAGCUGGGCCUGGAGCUGACCACCGUCAGCAACUUCUUCAUGAACGCCCGGCGACGCAACGUCAACAAGUGGGCCGAAGAGGGCCGCCCCUCCUCCACGGGUUCCUCGGGCUCCAGCGUUUCCUCCUCCGCGGUUUCCUGCAGCACGGCAUGA
Messenger RNA from Notothenia coriiceps (black rockcod), 1572 nucleotides. RefSeq names its product one cut domain, family member, like (gene onecutl). Gene Ontology annotation, biological process: regulation of transcription by RNA polymerase II. Gene Ontology annotation, molecular function: DNA-binding transcription factor activity, RNA polymerase II-specific; RNA polymerase II cis-regulatory region sequence-specific DNA binding. The record is from RefSeq and is a predicted model, not a curated record. Bases 214 to 1572 code for a protein of 452 amino acids. Lineage: Eukaryota; Metazoa; Chordata; Actinopteri; Perciformes; Nototheniidae. Gene Ontology annotation, cellular component: nucleus. The transcript has 2 exons.